UAUUAUCAGGAACAGGAAGUACUAGAGAAGGAGGAAGAGGAAAAGCAGGAACAAAACUCUUCCAGGAUUUUCAAAUAUUAAGCAGAAUUUGGACUCAUCCAUGGUGCUUACAGCUGGACUAUAUUAGCAAAGAAAACAAGGGGUAUUUUGAGGAAGACAGGAUGAAUGAAUUCAUACCAUCAGAUUCUGAUGAAACCUCACUGAGUUUAAGUUCAGAUGAUUAUCCUAAGAAAAAAAAGUUCAAAGGGAAAAAAAGAACUAGCUCAGGUGGACAUGAGGAUGCAGAAGUAAUUAAAGUAUGGAAUUCAAGAUCCAGAGGUGGUGGUGAAGGGCAUAAGGAUGAGCUGGCCAGCAUUUCAUCUGUGAUGGUAAAAAAAGAAAAAAGUGAGUCUAAUGUAGAAGUAAACUUUUGUAUUUAUGUAAGGAUCAAAAAAUAUUGGUAAUAUGAUA
Messenger RNA from Phascolarctos cinereus (koala), 450 nucleotides. Lineage: Eukaryota; Metazoa; Chordata; Mammalia; Diprotodontia; Phascolarctidae. The record is from RefSeq and is a predicted model, not a curated record.